GAUGUAGAUUAUCAUUGUCAAGCCAACCGGUGACAAGUCUAUGGUGUAAUAUAGGAUUGUAUGGGAAUUUGUUAUAUGCCGGAGAGACCUUAGGAAAAUAGGAAAAUAUUAUUCUUAAGAACAUUCUCGUAACGUGAAGCUCAUAUUAAUAUGAGUAAAUUAGAAGAAAAAAUAAUUUCCGCUUUUAAUGUUAUACAAUAUAAUGGUCCUCUUACACAAAAAUCAAAUUUUCCGAUAGCCAUAGAAGGUGGACCAAAAAGUAUCGAAUACACCGAACUUGUACACUUUCUUACAAAUGAAAUUAGAACUUUACAAGGUAUUGAUGAGGAGGUUAAUCCUAUAUCAGCCCCAGAAGAUGCAGUGGCAUUUAUAAUGGAAGUUACAUCUUUUUUAAAAGAAUUAGGUUGUCCGUACAAGGUCCUCAUAGAAGGUCAUGUAUCAGAUCGCUUACAAAAUUUUUCUGAUAGGCUUCUCUUGUUGGAUUAUUUACUGACAGAACUUAUGGGUGCUCGCAUACUACAAGAAAAAAAGCCUGGUAAAAAAAUAGAACUUAAACUUCAAGAAACUCCGGCAGCCAAAGAUAUGAGAUUGAUUUUACAAACUCUUCGUUUUCCAAAACCACCUGCGAAUAUAUCUAUUCAGACGUUAUUUCAAAAAUUGGUACCCACAAUUCCUAUUGUUAUAAAUAAGGCAGGAAUGGAUAUAGUCGGAAAGGGAAUAUUUAAUGGUUUUCUUUCCAAUCAACAGUGGGACAUCCUUAAUGGUGUUCAAGAAGAUUUACAUAAAGAAUAUAAAAUAAGAAGGGAGAUGUUGUUGACAAGAUUAGAUGUUACUAUACAAUCUUUUCAGUGGUCUGAUCGAACAAAAGGCAAAGAUGACCUAUUCGAGAAACUUUACUACGAGAGACGCCCAUUACUGAAAGUAGAUCCUGACGUAGAUAUGUCUGAUUUAUUGGCAUCUCGAACUGAUAUAGCCAUUAUUGAAAAAACUAGUAACUCAUCUGUAAGGAAAAAUACACGUUCAUCAUUACAAAAAGUUAUAAUUGGACAAGUUCCAGAUAGAGGUGGUAGGACUUCAGAAAUAGCGCCACCUCCUCCUGAAAUGCCAUCUUGGCAGCAAAGAUCCGCGGGUCCUGGAGGCCGUGGAGGUGGUAAUUUCAACCGAGGAGGAAGUAAUAAUUAUUCGAGAGGCGGAGGCGCGAGUAAUUACACAAGUGGUGGCAAUUACCAAUCCAAUUAUCAAUCGGGAGGUGGUGGCUACCAAUCGGGAGGCGGUAAUUACCAGUCCAGUGGAGGUAGUUAUCAUUCUGGUGGAGAUAGAGGCGGUUUUCACUCGGGAGGUGGUAAUUAUCAAUCUGGUGGCGAUCGGGGUGGAUAUGCAGAUAAUAAGAGAUAUGACAAUUCGGGAGGAGGAAGCAAUAGAAAUUACGAUAGUUUUCAAGGUAAAUACGGCAAUUCUAGUUCGAGAGUUUUCAAUAAAAGUUUCGAUAGCGGAAUCUCAGGGGGAAAUAAAAAUUAUGACAACACCAGAAGGGAUAGUUAUAGCUCACAGGACUAUCAUCAAUCAAAGAGAGCUAAAACUUAUGAUUCUUUUCAAGCCAAUAAAACAACGUAUGCCGAUCAAUACGUUCAAGAACGUCAACAUAACCAACAAUACUCAUCGAGGGACGAUAGAGGCUCAAGAGGAUACAGAGGUUCUAGAGGUCGCUCUAAUUACCAACGAGGUGGAGGCGGAGGAAGAGGUAGUUAUAGAUAAAGCAAUGUUAUUCAAUAUUUGGUAUAAAUUUGGUCAAAUCGAUUUCAUUUAUUGAUCAAAGUUUGUUCAAAGUAAGUUGAGGAAAGUAAAAUAAAAACAAAAAAAUAUUCAGAUUACUGAGAAUUUAAUUCAAUUGAUUAUAGAUUUUUCGUCGAAUUUUUCAUAAAGAGAUGAUUUGGUAAGAACACUUCUAAAUUUAAGUUGAGUAUUUAAGACAUGCCUUUCCAAGAUAUGGUUUGACCUAUAUGUCAAAUUUUACUGGAUAGAAAACCAAAACUAAAUUCUCAAGGGCUCUAAUUUUUUUUUGUAUUUCUAAUAUUCCAUUUCGAUGUUAUUACCAUGUGUAAAUAAUAUAUCGUCGGCGAAACUGCAAAACCACGUAUAUGCGUUUAAAAGGAUUUUACAGGAGGUAAGUAAAACUACUUAUAAACGCAACUAUCAAUAUUUUAUAAAAACGACAUUCAUUUUCAAUCAACAUAAGACCGUCUUAAUUUUAUAAAAGGAAAAAAACAGCAAUAAAAAACUAAAAAAAGACAUUUUUUUCCACUUACGUGUUUUUGACCAUAGCAAUCUAAUAUUCUUUAUUGAAUACAUGGUUUUGCACCAUUUCCAAUUACAAGAAAAAAUGUAAGAAACAAUAUAAAAAACGGAAAUUAAACAAAGCUAAAAUUAGAAAAUUCUAAAGAUUAUGAACAAAAAAUAUUUUCCGCAUCUUGUAUGUUUGUAGGUACCUAAGCAGUUUAAAUAUUUUAGUUUUCAAUGUGGUAAAUCGUCAUAAAAUUGUCAAAAUUGUAGGUCCAAGACUUGCUUCAGUUGCUGCAAGUGGGCGUAUUUGUCAAUUUUAAUUUUUUGGCGAUUCUUGUACAACUGGUUUUUUUUUUGGGUGGGAAAAUCUUCAAAAAACUUCUGGGAAGGUGUCUCAGGCGUGCUGGAUUCACCCGUUACCCAGGCGCCUACCAGCUAAAAACCCACCCUCUUCUCCACCGACGCAUGUGGAACCGUUCUUAGCGAACAUCGCGUCACAUGCGCCGGCUGUACUCUUCAACUCCGUAUUCUCCUUGUUCUUCAUCUAGUAUAAAUAAAACACAUGCACUACACAUUAAAAACAUCACAUACAAAAAUAAAAAAAAGAGGGGACGUACACAUAAUAAAUAUAAAUAAAAAACCUGCCUAAUUUAACUGUAUACUGGGGCCUUCAUUUCACUUAAUUUUUUGAUUAUCAGGCCCCAGUUGGCCGAAUUGAAAGCAUUUUUUAUAUCGACCAUUGUAAGGACCAUCCAUCUUCUUCUCGAAGCUUUCGCCGCAUCGUGUACCCACUUUGCGGCGUCCACUGCUGAACAACCUUUGCGGAAGCCGUACUGCUGAUCUGACAGAGCUGCUCUGCUGUCCAGGAAAUUUUCUGAUCUUUUUUUAAUUAAGAUUUCAUAGUAUUUUCCCAGACAGUCUAACAAGCAUACCGGCCUAUAUGAGGCCGGCGAAUCGGGGGGUUUCCCAGGUUUCAACAAUAGUAUUAAAUUUACUAUUUUUAAUUCUCUAGGAAACUCUUGCCUGCACAGUAGUUCGUUAAAAACGGAUGUAAUAAUUUCAGGCCUCGUUUUGAUCAGGGUUUUGAUUGCCUCUGGUGGCAGGCCAUCAGGGUCGGGGGCUUUACCCUGCUUGAUAUCUUCGGCAGCGGCCAGGAUCUCUUCCAACGUGAAUUUUGGUACAGCCGCGUCGCUUUCCUUAUGGAAGUUUUCCUCCCUUUUAUUAGGGGAGAGUAGCGACGCGGCCUCUAGCCGCUGCUCUUCGUUUAAGUUGUAUGGGGCGACGGCUCUCAACGCUUUCAUUGUGAUUUUAUAUGCGUCGCCCCAUAUAUCCUUUUCGAGAUCUUCACAUAUGGCCCGCCAUCUUUUCUUCUUUUCAUUUUUUAUUAACUUGCCCAGAGCUUUUUUUUUCUGUUUGUAUAUGUUCCUAUAACUUCCUUCGCCCCCGCUUCUGGUGUAUGUCCUCCGGGCAAGGAGGCAAUCCUCUCGGAGUUUCUCUAUCUCAUCGUUCCACCAAUAUGGCAUUUGUCUAUUAUGAUUUUUUUUAUUUUUGUUAUCUUUUGCUGCUUUCUCUUUAAUGUCUUUUAGUACUAAUUGAAGAGUCUCGAAGUUCACCACCUUGUUGUCUAUUCUUAUGUUUUUUAUUUCUUCUAUUAAUUUUUCCUUGUAUAUAUUUUUGUUGAUGUUUAUGUUUUUUUUUUGUUUUAUUUGUUUUACUUUUAAUGUCAAAGGUGAUGAACUUGUGGUGGGUAAAUAUCUGAUCGUCAAGAACGUCCCAGUUUGCGAUUUUUCUGGAUGACCCUUCACUAGCAAGAGUCACAUCGAUGUGGCUCCUGCUAGUGCCCCUCACAAACGUGGGUUUUUUUAUUGUUUAGCGCGAUUAUAUUCAUUUGGGCCAUCCAGUCGUCCCAGAGGUCACCCCUCUCAUCAUUAAUAGGGGAUCCCCACUGGGACGAUUUUGCGUUAACGUCCCCGACGAUCAGAAAGUUCUUAUUGUCGGUGACGGCAUUCAUUAUGUUCUUAAUUGUCUUUCUAUAUUCAAUCAUAGAGACAUUGGGGGAAACGUAACAGGCCACGAUCGUGAUCUCGCAGUCAAGCUCGACCACGAUGUAGCCCGCCUCUCUUUGUAAGUUCCUCACCCCAAUGUCCCUAUUCCUGAAUAAUACCGCCACGUCCUUUCUCUUAUCUUGUACCCAACCACCCCCCUCAGUCAGUUUUUUAUUAGGUUCAGAAACGAUAAGUAGAUCCACUUCGAGUUGAGCAGCUUUAGCGUGGGUCAGGUCAUGAGCUAGUCUAGCCCUUCCCACGUUAAUCUGCAGAACCCUGAUGCCGGUCUUGCUAGAGGCCAUUUUUUUUAUUACUUUCUAAGGGAAAGCGUGUCGAUUAGGUCCGGAGGUUUAUCUCUGUACUUUACCAAAUACCGCGUCGCGAUAUUUCGGACACGCCAUAGUGUCCGUCCGAUGCCCACUCUCGCUGCACGAGAGACACCAUGCUUCGUUCGGGCACUCCUGUGCCCGGUGUCCCUCCUUUAUGCAAUUAAAGCAGCACCUACCACGAUCUUUCCCCUUGCACUGGUAGGUGAUGUGUCCAUAUUCAAGGCAUCGGAAACACCUUAGGGGGGUGAACCUUUCCCUUACCUUGCAGUACUGCCAGUGGAUUUUUACUUUAUCCACUGACCUAAGGGCCGCCGCCAUUUCUUCCCUGACGGCUAUGGUUGCCGUCUGUCCCCCUCCUCUACUCUCCCUCAUCCCCUUUACCUCUAUGUCUGUGUCUUUUAGACCCGUCCAUGUUGCGACGGAGUCUCUUAGUUCGGAGAGGGAUAUAGACGGGUCCACCUCCAUGACGGUGAAGACGGUUUCCCUUCUUUUCACCGUCAUGUUUAUCUCUCCCAUCUUAUUGUUUAUUUCCUUUUUUAAACGCUCGGCGGCCCCCUGUCCUUUUACCUUGACCAACAGGUCCCCCCCUCCUGUUUUGCGCACCGACUCGACUUUGAUUCCAAGUUCGUCCACAUCCACGUUAGUCUUAAUUGUUUUCAGGACGUCCGUAUAUUUUUUGGUUCCUGUUUUUAUAAACAGAGAUUCCCCUCCUUCCCUUUCAGUGCCAACACCACCUAUCCUACCCAUCUCUUCCCCUUUAGUCACUAUGCUCCAUUAUGUUUCGCCGGUCCUCCCCACGAAUUCUAGUGCUUUCCUAAUUUUGAUUUUGUCUACCCCCUCCCCGAUAAUGACUUUUACGUUAUUUUCUUCCCUUUCUUUUGCCAGUUUAACUAAGUUUAUUACGGUUUUAAAUACUCCCUCUUCGUCCCCUAACCUGGCCAUGUAGUUCAUCCACGUUCUCCAAUUAUUUUUUGUUUUUAUAUUAUUUUCUAUUAACUCUAUCUCCCCUGAUCCCGUUUCCUCUAAUACUCCCCACAUGUCUUCUCUUACUUUUUUAAUUAGUUCUACUGUUAACCCCCCCACUUCUUUUCCUAUUAUUAUUGCGCUGCUGCGUCUUUCCCUCAAAACAUUCUCCGCUCUUUCCUUCUCCCACUUUGUUUUUUUAUACACCUCCUCUUCCCAUUCUUCCCCCGCUAAUCUUUCCCAUACCUCAUAUUCUCCACCCCCUGUAUCUAUUUCCUUUAUAAUUUUUUGUGUUUUCUCCUUUUUUCUUUGUUUUUCUUCCUCUUUCCUGCAUUCCCUGCAUUCCCUGCACCUCAUUCCCACUUUUCUCAAUUUUUUUUUAGAUAUAAGUUCCCUCAGCUCCUCUAAUAUUUUUAUUAAUUUUUCAUCCCCUCCCACCAUGUUUUUAAUUUACAGAAUUUUAUUGUCUAUUUCCUCCUCCUCUCCCGUUGUUGUUUCUCCCUCUUUCCUUUCUUUUUUAUUUUCUAUUUCCCCCUCAACCUUGCUUUCCUCCCUUUCCCUUUUUUUUCCAGUUUCCCCGAAUAUUAUUUUUUCAGUAGUGCCCCCUCACUACUCUUUUCUCCCUUUUGGUUAUCUUCUUCUCCUUCUUCUUCUUUCUCCUCUUCCAGUAUCGUUAAUUGUAUCCUGUCCGUACUUCUAUUGAUUUUUUUGUUCUUUCUUUGUCUUUCUAUUAACUCCUGUUCAAAUUUCCUUCUUUCUUCUUCCUCCUCUUCCUUUCGCCUAACCUCUUCUUCUACCGUUCUCCUCUUCUCCUCCUGUUUCUUGGUUUGUUUUUGAUUUUUUGGUUCCAUAUAUAGUUCCCACAAGUUGGGACGUGUGAAAAGUCCGGCGAGGCAGUGCGCCCUUACCUCGCUAAGGCUAAAAUACUCUGGGGAGGUCGCCAGGUAUCCCCAGAGGCACACGUUCGAGACUGACUGCGCGCAGCCAUUCAUCCCGUAGCCACGGUAGCUCACAACGUAGGAUUACGGAUUCUUUUCUCGAGGUUUACUCCUCUAUGUCUUUUUGGUCCGCGGGCAAUUAUUGGGGAACGCAUUUGUUCCUUAUUCAUCACCUAUCCGAUAAGGUUGGUCGGUCAUGUUUCUUCUUACAAAAGGUUGAGCGACUCAGGACCGACCACUCCUUCCGGAGACACCCUAUGAGCCAUUGGGACGCGUCGUGUCGGGUAGACCAAACCCCAUCCCAGAGAACUCGCGUCGAGGAUUUGGGGUGACUCACUUCCUGCCUCAUCGAAUCGACCUCUCCGAGCACGAUGUACAACUGGGUUACUUGAUACUCUCCCAUCUUAGCUCUUCUGGGGAGAUUUUUCCACUCAUCGGUAUAAGUUAGUUUGUAUUUUAUAAGCCCUUCUGGCAAAUACGCAAAACUGUGUACAUUAGUUACUUGAGGAUCUCCUACUUUUGUACCUGGACGUACACUUCCAUAAAAUCUUACUUUGGAAUAGUCAUGAAAAUCGGAAUAUUGCAGAUAUUUGACAUGAUAUGGAUUUUUACGGCGGGCUUCUCUGCAGGCGGCAAUAUAAUCCGUCGGCAGAUAUAUGUCUCUAUUUUUCAGCCUUUUUUCAAUUGCACUAUGUACAGAAUCAACUUCCAUAUGUGAAUGUCCGUUUUCAAAAAACUUUUGCAUGAUUGUGAGUUGUCUGUCGAUCGCUAGCUUCAGAAGUGCGUUAGAAACUAUAACAUUUUUAUUUUGAUAGCCGCAACCAUCGCUAUAAAUGAAUAUAAAUGUUUGGUAUUAGGCUCUUUUGAAAGGUGGUUUUCGAGAAAUGCCACCAACAGACUCGCAAAAAUGUUUGCCUCCAAACCACCUUGUCCCAAAGAUGACAAACUACUUCACCAUUGAAUAGAUUAUAGAUGGUAUAAUUAUGAACACACAAUUUCGUUUUAUAGUAAAUGGCGCUAGCUUUCAGCAUGGGUGCUAACUUGACAGCCUGGACGUCAACAGUAAAAACCGCAAUUUCUUGGGGGUUUGUUUUACAGAGUUGCUUAUCUGCCUCUUUGUUUAGUCUUGACUGUUCUUUGUUUGUCUGGUGAGUUUGGUAUGCUAAGUCAUCAAUGUGCCCAAGCUUGUGUGAUAAACACAUAUCGCAUUGAUCUUUGCGAGGCUUAUAAGUUUUUACAUUCAUUGUCUUUAGUUCUUAUUUUAGAACCUGCAAUGACAUCGGCUUUUCAUUUUUAUUAUUACAGUACUCCUAGUAUACCCGGUAAAGAUCAUUAUUGCUUUGAAAUGUUGGCUCAAGAUAGAGCUUAGACGUUGAAGCACGGCAAUAUUGCGAAGGCAUCUUCGGCAGCUCUUCCAGAAAUUUCUUGGAAGUGAUUCUUCUGCGGUCAUUAGAGUGCCGAUUACGUCCGAUGACCUGACUGUCUCGUUAUGUAUUCCAUGUAACUGUUUGGCAUAUUCCCGAACAGUCCAUUCUUUGACACCAAGAGUUGAAAGAAACAUUUUUUUACAGACACGAAAACUUUCAGUGCCCUUUUUGAGAUGAUAAAUGAGUGUUCCAUUUCUUCUGCAAUCUUCUCUCUUUCUCUUGCUUGGUACAUAAUCAACCAGACUGCUCACGUAUGUACGCUUCAUGUCCCAUGUCAACGUUUUCCAGAAUUUCUCAAAUAUGGCUCUUCUGUCAUUAUCACUAAAGAUGGAACAAAAAAAGGAUUUAGAGUUUUUACAAGACUGGGCUUUGCACGUUGGACCCAGUGAACGAGCACCUCUCUCAUGAUUCAGUUGGUAUUUGCCAUGCUCGUCCUUUGUUAAACCUUUGUAAGCCUCUCCACGCAUUCGUAGAUCCUUGUUUUUGUAUCUUUGUUCUAUUGUUACCCUACACUUUUUCUUCUUGGGGGGAAUUUCAUCUUCAGAAUCUUCAUCUACAGUUUCUUCAUGCAUGUUCCCAGUUUCAUCUUCUAAGGCGCUUUCAAUUUCACCUGAGGCGCUUUCAGUUCCAUUGUUUUCAAUUUCUGACUUAUGGCUGUUUGGGUCCAAAGCUCUUUCCCGUUCAGUUUCCACACCAUCUUGAGGAUUGACUAAGAAAUUUGCAGAACUGUUAUUACCAGUUUUUACUACAUCGAAGUUGAUUGCGUUGUCGAUAAUUACAUCGUGAUCAAGUGCUUCAUUUAACAUGUUUUCAUCGUAUGAAAUAAUCAGUGGAACGCUGGUUUGGAUGUCAAAAAUGUUUACCAUUUCUGUAAUAAUUUGCGGAUUGAUUGAUGAAUGUGUAGAACCGAUUUCUUCAAUAAUUACAUUGUGAGCUAUUGCUUCGUUUGGCGUCUUUUCAGUUGACAAUGAAACCAGCGGUAUGUCGCUCUGGAUAUUGGAAAUCUGUAAAUAGGAAUGAUUACUAUGUUUGAUUUUUUCGAGGGUAAUUUUUUCUUUACUGGAAUUUGACAGUCAUUGCAUUUCUGCUCUGCUCUUUGGUUUUUAUGGAUUUGCAAAGCCAUUUUCCAAUACACGUCUGCCUCGAGAAUUAUUCAUCCUGAAAGUAAAAAGGAAGAGUCAUAUACCUGUCUAACUGAUUAGUAAAAAUUACUAUUCAUUCUAUUAUAUUACUAUAUUAUAUAUAUAUUACUAUAUAUUACUAUUACUAUUACUAUUACUAUUAUAUUCAUUCCUAUAAUAAUUAUUAUAAAAGAGAACCGUUUAAAUCAUCAUAAACAAGCUACAAGGAAUCUUUGCAAAAAUAUAAAUACUGGUACAAAAACACGUAUAUGAAAUAAAUUAAUUAAAAAGAAGUUGGUUAAAAACACGUAUAUGAGUUUUAAACUUUUCCAAUUUAUUAUUAAAUAGAUUUUGUUUGUCUAAUAAUUUUAAACGUAUAGACUGUUAAUACACAUAUACAGUUAUUGUUUUAAGCUAUUCUUACCUUAUAUUUUCGGUUUUUUAUCACAACACAACAUAAAAUAAACAGACGAACACUGGGAGCAUCGCUUGGUACAGCACAAUCAUACGAAUAAGAGGUUAUGGACAUCUGUGUUUCCCGCUUUGCAAAUACGCGGUCUUGAACAUUCAAAUAUCUGCACUUGGGUUAUAUUUACAGUCACGAGUUUUUGCACAUAUACGCAUUGGUUCCUUGACUUGCAUUUUAUGGAAAAAUCUCAUUUUUGAUAAAAAAAUGCACAUACGAGGUUUUGCAGUUUCGCCGACGAUAUAAGCAAAUUUGAUUCAAAAAUUCAAGAUAGUGUGAGAAAAUUUUAUUUUAAAAUUGAUUUGUAGUAAGUGUCCUCUACAAGUCGAAAUUUAUAUGCAACCCUUUGGCUACUUUUUGAGCUGAGUUUUUCUUUCAAUAAAACAAAGUAGGUACUAUUACAUAUUUUUACUAUUAAAAAUGAUUAUGUGAAUAAAAGUAAUUAAAUACAUAAAGAAGAAUUGUACAUUAUCCUUGGCUAAAUAGAGUUUUAUAAAAGUCCUUAUGUAUUUCAUCCAGAUAUGGAAACAAGGCUUUAAUAUGAGUCACUUUAUCGACUGGCAAUCCAUUUCUGGUCUCUCAUUUAUUGAAUAUCAAUAGGAAAAAAAAUCUUCCAUAGAAUUUCCUGCCUUAAGAAUACUAACCUUACUAGAGUAUUGUAGAGAUCCACGAGAUUUUUUUAUACAUCCAAUUUCUAGUCAUGCAAACAAUUUCAUUACCAUGAAGGAUUUUUUCACUUUUUGCUAUUAUUUUCACCAAAUCCAUAGGAACUAUUGCUUUAUCUGCUUGUAUUAUUUCAUUAUCGGCAGUAGCUGAAUUUUUAUCCUGUCGCAGGUAGAACAAGUGUCAACAAGAGGCAUCCUGAAACUUAUGCUGAAGUUGAUCAAGAAUAUUUGGUUUACCGCUGCUUGACGGGUAUAAUCAUGGUCACCUUUUCCUUUUCGCUCGUUCUUCUAUGAAUAAGAAUAGUUUAACCCAACUGUCUUCGUCCAUUCCGGCUCUUUUUGCUCUGACCACAUAUCCCAUCUCAGUUUGACCAUACAGUACUUUGCUCUCUGCGUUCUUUUUUCUUCUUCUCCACUAGUUUGUAUAUUGCUAACUCCAGCAGUGCAUUGGAUAAAACGGCAUUGCGAUUUUGUGCUGUGCGACCAUCGGAAUAUAGAAUUAUAGUCAGCAGUUUCUUAGACAAGGUUUUUUUCAAGCGGUCUAUAAUGCAGGAAGUAUAUACAGAAGCCACCAGCCCUGCAGUACACUCAUCGAACCAAUAACAGUCUACAUCUUUGUUUCCAAAAUUGUAGAUGGUGAAGUUAUAGACACAUAAUUUUGUCAUAAUAUAUUGCACUGGCUUCAAGUUUGGGACACAGCUGUACCGAUUGUAAGUCAUGCGUAAAUACAUGCACUUCUUUAUUGGUAGCUCUUAAUUUAUCUUGAGUUUUUUCGUGUUCAGCUCUAUCCUUCUUUAAUAUAUGCUCACGAUAUUUAGCUUCGUUGAUGUUUCCUACAUUAUGAGAACAACACAAAUCGCAUUGGUCUUUUUUAGGCGAAAAUAGGCUUAAAUUCUUUUCAUUGAAUAUUUGAUCGAAUAACUAUCGAGAGGUGGGCUUUUCCUGCUGUUCAUUACAUUUCUCACAGUAUAACUUAUAGUUUAAAUUUGCUCUGAACAAUCGGUUCUAAAUAAAGUUUUGUACUUGAUGCCCGACAAUAGUGAGAUGGCAUUUUAGGUAACUUAUCAAAAAACUUUUUUAGAAAGGUCACACAGUCUUUUGUUUUUCUCUCCGUAGCUGGUCGUGUCACUUAUUGUUUUCUUGUCAUGGCUUUCUCUGAAUGUUCAAUCCAAUAACGCACAUAAUUUUCUGUAAUACCUAGAGUACAUAAAAACGUUUUCAUACAGACUUGAACACGACCUUGAGACUCACUGUUUAAAAAAUAUUGCUUACUAACAUUUCGUCUUGAGUCGAAAUCUGUCUUCUUUAUUUGUUUUCUAUUUCCACAUUCAACAUUAGAAACAACAUACUGUUGUCUAUGUUUAACUGGCACUUGGCUCGGGGCGUUUAAAACGUUCGCUACAACAUUUUGGAAAGGCAAGGCCCAAUUUGUGGACUAUCAACUUUUCUCCUGUUGGAAAAUAAAAAAAUUAUAUAUUAACAAUUAUUGAAGUAUUGUAUAAAUUAUGUGUUUUAUUUAAAUUCACAUAACAGAUUUUUAGGAUUUGGAAUAAUCCCUCCUCUGGGCUUGGAUCCGGCAAGGAUAUUGCAACAUUAUGAACCAUAUCCAAGGCAGAAUUAAAAACUGUUAUUUAUGAAUAAAAGAAAAAUUAAAAAAAAAUUAUCAGUACCAAAUUUGGGAACAAGAUGUGAGUGUCGUGUCAAAAAAGAAACCAGAGAUCUUCAUCAGAAUAAGAAUCGUUCAAAUCAUCAACUGCAGAGGAUAUUUUUGGAAGUGCUAAAUAUUCUUUUACAUUUGAAAUUAUAUACUUGAUAAAAUUUCCCAAAACCUAGUCGUUACUUAGUAUUGAUUUGACGAUUACCAGAAUUUAACUUCUUAAACUCUCUGAAUUCAUUUACAAACCUUACCAAUUGGAGCUACGGUCCUUGAAGAACCGUAGCCUCCCAGACAACUGUCCUCCAUUCUGCUCGAUGCACUUUUCUCCGCCAAUUUCGGUCACCUAGUUCUAUUAGGUCCUGUUCUACGUCAUCCUGACAUCUUAUACGUGGUCGUCCUGGAAAUCUGCGCCCUUCCGGCUUUUGUACGUAUGCAAGUUCGACUCCUCGACCUUUUGGCAUCUGUUCGCCGUAACUAAGCGACUUAGUCUCGCUCUCUUGAUCUCUACUACCAGGCUGGGCUCUCCGUAAGUCUCAGGAUUAGUACGGAUGCGGCAUUCUCCUUGGUUUUGGAUUGUUAUUCUUAUUUUCAUUGAAUGAUCUACUACUAACCCUAUAAACAUUGGUUAUAUUCUUCUUAGUCAUUCCGGCCAAUGUAAAUUAAUCAACGUUUAAAAAUAAUAUCGGUCAGAUGGCGUCCUUCCCGAUUAAUGCAUUCUUGCAGGCGUUUUCUGAAAUGGUCAGGAUUCCUAAUCGGAUUCUUUCCUUGAGUUCUUCAACUGAACGGGGUCGUUUUUCGUACAAUUUCGUACUUUUCAGGAAUCCCCAUAGGAAAAACUCACAUGGUGUGAGGUCUGGUGAACGGGGAAUCGAUCCGUUUUGGUAUAUCACACGGUUCGGAAAAAUCUUAUUAAUAAUAUUCAUGCUCACACGGGUUGUGUGGCUUGUGGCUCCGUCUAGUUGGAAUAAAGUUUGAUCAUUAACGGCAUGUUGAGGAAUGAAGAAUGACCUUGACAUAUCCGAAUACCGCUCUACAUUCAUACAGACCGCCCCCUUUAAUUUUCGAAAAAAGUGGGUCUAUGAUUCCUGAUGAGGGCAUGGCACACCAAACUGUUACCUUGGCCAAAUGGAGAUGUUGUUAAUGAAGUUGAUGAGAGUUUUGAUCACUUCAGUGCCUGAAGUUCUGUUUGUUCAUAAAUCCUGAAAGAUGAAAAUGUGCAUCGUCACUCAUCCAGAGGUUGUGAACAAGCUCCUCGUUUUCUUCAACCACGCACUCUGUCAACUCGCUGACUUGAGGCGGGCUUCUUCCUACAGCAACUCUCGUACUGCCACCCCUUGUGCUCUUCGUUUCACCGACAUUUUCAAAAUUUGUCACCCACAACUUUAUCGAAUUAACACUAGGCGCUCACUUAUUGCGACUUCAAAAUGAGUACGAGAACGACGCUAAGCUACUAUAUAGUUACCGGUAUAGUAAAACGCUUUCACAGCAAACGCUCGGUAUAGUUUUGACAAAUGUUCCAUGGCGACUGAAAUGCUUCGUAACGGGGAACAUAACGGUAACCUUUACAACUCGUUCCGCCUGCCUUUCACUGUAUUUUUUUAAAUGCACACUUGUUUACGUUACCGCGAGAUUCAUCAAAAUAUUCGACUCCGAAAGACCUUUAGGUCACAAAACCCUACUUCGCUUCGGGAUCGCGGAGUGACUCUCUUGACGUCACAUAACCCCACUUCACUUCGGGAUUGCGGAGCUACUCUCUUCAAGUCGCAAAAAUCCGUCUUUGUCUACGUCUACUUUAUCCCUUAAUAGCUGAGCGGUUUUCUACGAAAUUUCUUCUGAGCACUAGGCACUAUCUGUCCGCGUUUGUCCCUAAAAGACACUGGCGAUGCCUUCGUUUAAGUCGCCGUGAGAUUCACCGAAAUAUUAGACUUGGCCACGUAGUCCGCUGGGAAA
Messenger RNA from Diorhabda carinulata, 13841 nucleotides. RefSeq names its product protein FAM98A. Bases 151 to 1755 code for a protein of 534 amino acids. The transcript is spliced from 6 exons. NCBI's taxonomy places the organism in Eukaryota, Metazoa, Arthropoda, Insecta, Coleoptera, Chrysomelidae. The record is from RefSeq and is a predicted model, not a curated record. Gene Ontology annotation, cellular component: tRNA-splicing ligase complex.